Prosopis cineraria is the source of this 1116-nucleotide messenger RNA. Its product is annotated as probable pectinesterase 56. Gene Ontology annotation, biological process: cell wall modification. Gene Ontology annotation, molecular function: pectinesterase activity; pectinesterase inhibitor activity. Bases 1 to 1116 code for a protein of 371 amino acids. The record is from RefSeq and is a predicted model, not a curated record. NCBI's taxonomy places the organism in Eukaryota, Viridiplantae, Streptophyta, Magnoliopsida, Fabales, Fabaceae. The transcript is spliced from 3 exons.
AUGAGAAGUGCAAGUCGAUGGAUAAGAUUUACCAGAUAUUGUUUCUAUAUGAUCCCCAGCAAGUGCGUUCUUGUGUUUGGACUCCCAAGACAAUAUCAGAAACACGCGGUCCCCAAAGGAUCUGCAUCAACCUCAGUUCUGCUCAUUCUCUCAUCACCAUUGUCGUCGGCUUCUUCGUCGGCUUCUUCUUCUGCAGUUACAGUGUCCAUUGAUGGCCGAGGAGAUUACACCACAAUCGGCCAAGCCAUUGCAGAAGCUCCUUCCAACAGCGACGCAAAAUACACCAUCCUCGUUCGACCUGGAAUCUACGAGGAGCGUCUCCACAUUCCCCGCGACAAAACCAACAUACUUCUCAUCGGCAACGGUCGCCAUGAUACUGUCAUUCUCGGACACCACAAUGGUGGCAUGCUGUCUCAAACAGCCACAGUAGCAAUUCAAAGAGCAGGCUUCGUGGGCCAGGGAAUAGCCUUUGUCAACUCAGCUGGGCCGAAAGCGGGCCCAUGCCUAGCUCUCCUGAACACGGCGGACAGGUCCGUGUUGCACAACUGCUCCAUCGAGGGCUUCCAGGACACCUUGUGGGCCUCAUCAGGCCGUCAAUUUUACCGGGAAUGCGACAUCUACGGCUCCGUCGACUUCGUCAUGGGAAACACCGCCGCCGUCUUCCAGAACUGCGUGCUCUACACCCGCCUCGCCGGCUUCUCCGUCUUCACUGCGCAGUCUCGUGACGACCCCCUGGAACGCACCGGUUUCGUUUUCCAGUACUGUCGUUUCACGGCGUCUACAGAGGACUCCGGGAAGCAGUUAUCCGGUGCGGGCAGGGCAAUUUUAGGACGGCCGUGGAGGGCGUAUUCGAGGGUGGUGAUCAUGCGGGCGUACAUAGAUGAUAUAGUGAGUCCGAUGGGGUGGGGAGAGAUGGAGGGGACGCCCACCGAUAAGGCGAGUUACAUAGAGUUCGAGAAUGAAGGGUCUCGAUCGAGCACACGUGGCAGAGUGAGGUGGGUUGGUGUGGUGGAGGUGCCGGAUGCGGAUCAGGUGAGGGAAUUCACUGUGUCCAGGUUCAUAAAAGGUGACGCUUGGAUUCCUCAAACUGGGGUUCCAUACAUUGGAGGAUUAUAA